AUGUCCGCCGAAGACCAAGUCAAGCUGAACAAUUUCUCCGACAUCUUCUCCCUCGAGGGGAAAGUCGCCGUCGUAACCGGCGGGUCCAGAGGCCUAGGACUACACGCAGCAUCAGGCCUCCUCCAAGCCGGCUGCUCAAAAGUCUACAUAACCUCCCGCAAGAAGGCAGCCUGCGAUGAAGCCGUCACAGCCCUGAACGCCCUACCAAACAAGCGGCCAGGCGCGCAAGCCAUUUCCGUCCCAGCCGACAGCGCAAAGAUGGAAGAACUGGACCGCCUAGUUGCAGAAGUGAACAAGACAACCGACCACGUCGACAUCCUAUUUGCGAACGCGGGCGCAACAUGGGGUGAGAAAUUCGACACACACCCCGAGAAGAUGUUCUCCAAGGUGAUGGAUCUGAAUGUGAAGAGUGUUUUCUAUACGAUUCAGAAAUUCACACCCCUGCUCACCAAAACCGCCACAAUUACCGAUCCCUCACGGGUAAUUAUAACCGCCUCAGUCGCGGGAAUCGGCAUAGGAACAGUCGGCGAAAACGCAACGCCGUCCUACUCAGCCUCGAAAGCGGCGGCAAUCCACAUCGCCAAGAACCUGGCGGUCGAACUUGGUCCAAGACAUGUACUGACAAACGCCAUCGCGCCGGGCUUUUAUCCGUCCAAGAUGGCUAGUGGACUUAUUGAGGCUAAGGGGGGUAUGAAGGAGAUGGAGGAGUAUUCCCCUAAUGGACGUCUUGGCAAGCCCGAGGAUAUUGCGGGCCUUGUUGUUUUCUUGGGGUCUAGGGCUUCGAGUCAUUUGAAUGGGGCUGUCAUUGCUACGGAUGGUGGAGCUGUUCUCAAAGGGCGGCUUUAG
Messenger RNA from Penicillium antarcticum, 846 nucleotides. Its product is annotated as oxidoreductase, short-chain dehydrogenase/reductase family. The transcript is spliced from 3 exons. Gene Ontology annotation, molecular function: oxidoreductase activity. Lineage: Eukaryota; Fungi; Ascomycota; Eurotiomycetes; Eurotiales; Aspergillaceae. The record is from RefSeq and is a predicted model, not a curated record. Bases 1 to 846 code for a protein of 281 amino acids.